AGAGUUUCUUUCUCCCACAUAUGUCACGAGCGCCACCUCGAGUACGCCCAUUAAGCACUAACGCUACUAUAACGUUGCAAGCGGACAACUUGCCGGGUCAAGACUUGGCGUUUACUAAUAGGAUCUACUGCAAUGGCGCCGAUUUCCGCGACCUCCUACAGCGUGGUGGAAUCGAGCGGCCCGAUCAGCUCCCCCAGUGCUUUGUAGAGUUGAAGGGCUUUUGUUUCACGAUGGAAGCGACGCCUCGGAUGGAGCAGGGACGACUCGGGUUGAAUCGUCUUCAGAGAGAAUGUGCAAGAAUAGGUCUUCGGGAGGAAGUGGUGUUGACGUUGCAGCCAGCGAGAAGUAUAUCACCGAUGGCAUCGCUGAAGAUAUCAAUUGAUUUGUACGUUCGAGGAUCGGGGAGAACACUGGAGGUUGAUGCAGAUAAGCUCAUCCCGGAGUUUAUCGACCGUUUUAAGGGGCAAGUUUUCCGACCACAUCAAUGGUUGGCUUUGGACUACCACGGGCAGUUGUUGAAGUUCACGAUUAUGCAAGCUUCGGUGAUGAGGUUGUCGCCGGACCAGGAGGUGUCUGAUAAACUGGGUUUUGUGGCUAAAGAAACGGAAAUUGAAUUUCACAAUGGUGAUUCUGGCACGGUCAGAGUGAGCUCGUCCAAACCGGUCCAACGGCAAAUCUUUGCACCCGAUUUCAACUUUGAGGAUUUGGGUAUUGGUGGUCUAUCGAAAGAGUUUGCGGAUAUUUUUCGUCGUGCGUUUGCAUCGAGAGUUUUCCCUCCACAAGUUGUAAAGAAUCUUGGCAUUACUCAUGUUAGGGGCAUGCUGCUCUAUGGACCGCCAGGAACGGGUAAAACGCUGAUCGCGCGACAAAUUGCGAAAUUCCUCAGAGCUCGCGAGCCUAAGAUUGUUAACGGUCCAGAGAUUCUCGAUAAGUACGUGGGACAAUCUGAGGCGAAGAUUAGAGAGCUGUUCGCUGAUGCUGAAGAGGAGCAGAAGAAGGAAGGGGAUAAUUCUCAACUGCAUAUUAUCAUUUUUGAUGAGAUUGACGCCAUUUGCAGGCAGCGAGGUACGGUUUCGGGUGGUACUGGUGUAAACGACUCGAUUGUGAAUCAACUGUUGGCGAAGAUUGAUGGAGUUGAUUCAUUGGAUAAUAUACUUUUGAUUGGUAUGACUAACCGUUUGGAUAUGAUUGAUGAAGCCUUGUUGAGGCCGGGGCGAUUGGAGGUACAUGUCGAAAUAGGGCUUCCUGAUGAGGACGGCAGGAAAGAAAUUUUCAAUAUUCACACUAAGCAAAUGCGAGAACAUGGGUAUUUGGGGAGAGAUGUUUCGAUUCCUCAUUUGGCAAAUGUGACGCAGAAUUACAGCGGAGCGGAGAUCGCUGGUGUUGUACGAUCGGCUGCUAGUCAAGCAUUUAAUAGAGAGGUCAAUUUGAAUACCAUAUCGACUGGUGAGAUAAAGACUAAGAAUCUCGAGGAAAUCAAAGUCACAGCGGACGACUUCGAGUUGGCCUUGGAUGAGGUUAAACCGGCGUUCGGACAAGACACUGUGGAUUUGGACAGCUGUAUUAAAUACGACAUAGUACCGUUUUGUGCGGAGGUUACUGAGAACAUCAGCGAUAUGGGUGGAUCAUAUCAUUAA
Molecule: messenger RNA, 1637 nt
Organism: Perkinsus marinus ATCC 50983
Lineage: Eukaryota; Perkinsozoa; Perkinsida; Perkinsidae
Product: Sec18p, putative
Exons: 18
Coding region: 21-1637 (538 amino acids)
Biological process (GO): Golgi to plasma membrane protein transport; intra-Golgi vesicle-mediated transport; SNARE complex disassembly
Cellular component (GO): Golgi stack
Molecular function (GO): ATP binding; ATP hydrolysis activity
Source: RefSeq, a predicted model, not a curated record